This is a messenger RNA of Notodromas monacha, 2802 nucleotides long. The record is from the annotation of a GenBank genome assembly. Lineage: Eukaryota; Metazoa; Arthropoda; Ostracoda; Podocopida; Cyprididae.
UGUAUCGUGAAUUUUCGUUCAGGUUAAAUCGUGAAAAUGCGAAGUUAUACCUGUGCAACGACAUUAUGGCAGACGAAUGAAUCAUGUGCCGCGUUUUGAGAUUCAUUCCGAAAGAGAGCAGAAGACAGAGUUGAAACCCGCUGAGUGCUGAAAACAUUUUCUGCACAGGUAUCAAGAGAAUUCCUCCUAGAAGAAUUUCGUCAGCGCGAGGUUCAACCAAAUAUGACAGACUUUUGUCGAAUCACGGGCAAAAGUCGCGCUUUGCCGAAGCCGCAUUAUUUCCCCAUCCUUCCGCCUUUAUCACUGGCCGAUGUGAGCAAACUGAAAAACUGCAGAAUCACAUGCAAAUCCGAAGGCCAAGCGAAACACACAUUCUUGCCCCUCAUACUGCCGAAGAAGGGCAAAUGCGGCAACAAACCCGACCAGAGUCGCCACCAUUACGAACCUGUCGACCACACCAAUAAUAAGGAAUCUCAUCGUGUUGACAAAUGCAGAAUCACUCAAAAAUGCACUUGCCGUCAAGCAGCAGUAGCAUCAUCAGGCGAGAUUAGGAAUCCCUCGCAAAAUGUUGCUCAACAGCACGAACCCUCUUGUUGCUUAUUCUCGUCAUCAACAUCAUCAGCUCCAAUGAAUUCUUGCAAAAUGCGCGAAAAUUCGCUGGAAUCCCCGCCGAAGCCAACCGAUCAUCAUCACCCACAUCACAAGCAGUCCUGCACGGAAUCCAAAGUGUAUUACGUCAUUGGUGGGUUCUGCGACAUGGGGAAUGGCGAACUAGUGCCGUUAGUGUGCCAAUUUUUCGGCUCUGACGACAUGGGACAAACUUGCGGAUCUCAUCCUGUUCCGCUUCCGGUAGCAGCAGCAACAACGACAGCAGGAAAUUUCGAGGAGCAGUCAGGGUGUGAAUGCGGGUCAUGCAAUGUUUUCAACGCAGUGAUUGCUCGGUCGCAAUCAGGUACACCUAUCCCUCCUUCUGGUGAAUACGGACUCAUGUUGUUUGAACAAAGCAAAACGCAUAUCCAGCAUACUGAAAACGGAACACCCCCAGCAUCACAUUUGAUUCAACACUACGAAGUCAUGGACACCAAUCUUCCAGAAAUCCACAACAUAUCCGAUACCAUGACUCAAAAGACGCAGCCAGAUUACAACGCCAGCGCACUCGAUUAUUCACAAGACGCGAUUGGCAUCCAAUCUCGAACGAACGUGAAGGAAACACUCAUAACAGAUGAUGCACAUUUGCAAAGCACGACAACGAGCACACAGAUCGAAAAUGGAACAGCACUCUGUCAGCAGAGUAAAACAAAUUCUCCAAUGAAACAUUUCGAAAACUUGGGUGACAAACCGACGGAAAAAACAUGGGAGGGAGAAUCAGUUCGUAUGAACAAUAGGAACAACGAUGAUGAUAUGGUUCAGAAUGUCACGACCUCAUCAAAUAAGGAAAGCCAUAGCAAGCAUCGCGGAUUCUGUGAAAGUGACAAACGACUAACAGAGCAAACCAAAUUAACUUCGCUAGUAUUAACGGUUGAGUCAGACGAUUCGCCAAAAACGGCUUUAUUUCUCAACUUAGAAGAACCGAGCAGUCGCAAUGAGUUCAUGCAAUUCCAGAUCUCAGCAAAUGACUAUGAGAAAGGGGAAUUGUUCAUCGAUGAUCACUCAUUACCAUCACGGAAACCUGGGGUUUUAUCAAAGAAACCGUCCGGCAGCAAUGCUUAUCAGCAGCAACCGAUGACGCGCGAAGAAGUUUCGCAUGAAAUGCGUUCUUUAAAUAAUACCGAGCAGCACCAUUAUUGCACAAACCAGGAUCAGACAAACAUAUCCAGCCCUGCUGUGAAAACACCGUCAUUUCCUAAAAACGACGCGCAUGACGUUAACUCUCCCGCACCGAAUGAACGCAAUCCUGCUUCUCGGGUAAUGAAGAUGACCACUUCUCAUGAUACCCUCACGUAUUUUCACUCAGAAUGCUGUACAGUUCACGCAUCAUGCACGGAAAGUAACGAAGACUACGGAAGCCAACUUCCUGUCAUGGAUGCCACAUCAUCCCAGCAGCAAUUCACACUCACGAACGGAAUUCGCUGUGAAGCAGCAUCAGAUGGUACAACACCGGUCUUUUCUCCCUCCGGGAACUCACUCCUUCAAGGUCAUGGAACUCAUCCGUGCAUAGAAACAUCAGCUCUCAAUAAUCUGAACGAUUUCACAACAGAAAACAACGAGGAACUGGUGCAAGAAAUCAGUGGUGCACGUAAUCCACAAAGAAGACCUUUGCUUAGGAAUGAGAUCGCGCCGAAAAUAGCGACCCAGCAUCCGCACUGCGAUGGUCUUGUUGCUGAUGCGAAACCUUUUCCAACAACGGGAGUUGCUCAGCCAGACGGUGAAAAUAAUGAGAAACGGUUGGACGAAAUAGUUCCGCAUGAACUAAAGAACAAAGUGAGGGACGAAAUCGUUCAUAUUUCUGCGACGAAUGCCUCUGAUGAACGGCUGAGUGAUGCGAAUGAAACCGAUCUGGAUAUCUCGUCGACUAAUCUUACGGGUGCGCCACCUGGAAUGCUGAGCAAAUUCUCGACAGAUUUCGCAAUAAAGAAUGGUACUGCUAAUGGCAAACCAGACGGUUUGGCAGCAGAUGUUGGCGUGCUGGACCCUGCCAUGAUUCUCUUGGAGUCUUCAGACAUGGCUUCUUUGCUCACAGCACCGGACAUAGAGGGGCGAGUGUGCUUAGAUCUGUCAGGCUUGACCGAUCCAAGUGCUAAUGGUGGUGACGUAACCCAUGAACCUGAUCAACACCAGCUUGCCGUAAAUAAUUUGAAAAGG